Molecule: messenger RNA, 3327 nt
Organism: Clupea harengus (Atlantic herring)
Lineage: Eukaryota; Metazoa; Chordata; Actinopteri; Clupeiformes; Clupeidae
Gene: bicc1
Product: BicC family RNA binding protein 1
Cellular component (GO): cytoplasm
Molecular function (GO): protein binding; RNA binding
Source: RefSeq, a predicted model, not a curated record
GGAUGCAGUCAGCGUAAGGGCGGUGCUUUGCUGAAGAAGAAAAGGGAACGGUUUACUUUAAAUAAAUACGGUCCACACAAUGCCUACACGGUUAUUCUUCAGCAAAACCAAGGAGGGAUGAGUUUGACUAGAAGUUAAAUCUUGGAAGUUCUGGAACACAGUGCGUGGCGCUGUGGCAAGAGAGCGGUGCAUUGUUGAAGCCAUGGCUGCUCAGUGCGACUCCUUGAGCGGAUACCUCCAACAGUCCGACCCGGGCUCCAACAGCGAGCGCAGCACUGAUUCCCCUCUCCCCGUCUCAGAGGAUGACACUGGUGGGCCCCCGGUCCCGCCAGACCCGGAGUGGACUGAGGAGAGAUUCCGAGUGGACCGUAAGAAAUUGGAGAUCAUGUUAUUGGCUGCCACAGAAGGAAGAGCGAACGGAGGAGAGGACUUCUUCCAGAAGGUAAUGGACGAGACCCAGACCCAGAUAGCGUGGCCCUCCAAACUGAAGAUUGGUGCCAAGUCCAAAAAGGAUCCACACAUCAAAGUGAGCGGGAAAAGGGAGAACGUGAAGGAGGCCAAGGAGAAGAUCAUGUCUGUUCUGGACACCAAGAGUAACCGCGUGACCCUGAAGAUGGACGUGUCACACACAGAACACUCGCACGUCAUCGGCAAAGGCGGCAACAACAUCAAGAAGGUGAUGGAGGAGACCGGCUGCCACAUCCACUUCCCUGACUCCAACCGCAACAACCAGGCUGAAAAGAGCAACCAGGUGUCCAUAGCUGGCCAGCCAGGAGGAGUGGAAGCAGCGAGAGCUAGAAUAAGGGAGCUGCUCCCUUUGGUUUUGAUGUUCGAGCUGCCGGUGAUGGUGCAGAUGAACCCUGACCCCAGCUCACCGGCCAUCCAGCACAUCGCUCAGACCUACAGCAUCUCAGUCAGCUUCAAGCAGAGGUCACGCCUGUACGGGACCACCGGGGUGGUGAGGGGGUCGCAGAACAAUGCCGCCGCUGUGAAGCGUGGUACGGCGGUGCUGCUGGAGCACCUGGCGGGCAGCCUGGCGGGCGCCAUCACGGUGAGCACGCAGCUGGACAUCGCCCCGCAGCACCACCUCUUCAUGAUGGGCCGCAACGGCGCCAACCUCAAGCACGUCAUGCAGCGCAGCGGCGCCCAGGUCCACUUCCCCGACCCGGGCAGCCUGCAGAAGAAGUCCACGGUCUACGUGCAGGGCACCAUCGACGCCGUCUGCCUGGCACGCCAGUACCUCAUGGGUUGUCUGCCACUAGUCCUGAUGUUUGACAUUAAAGAGGACAUCGAUGUGGAUCCUCAGUUCAUCACCACACUCAUGGAGCAGCUGGACGUGUUCAUCAGUGUUAAACCCAAACCUAAACAGCCUAGCAAGUCUGUGAUCGUGAAGAGCGUGGAGCGGAAUGCCCUCAACAUGUACGAGGCGCGGCGCUUCCUGCUCGGCCUGGAGAAUAGUGGGGUCGCCCCGUCCACCCCCACCUCAAGCAGCUGCAGCCCCUCCAGCAGCCCGUCUGCGCCCCCCACCCUCAGCUGCACCUCGGUGGGGCUGGACAUCCUGGCCUCGGCUGGCCUCGGCCUCACCAGCCUGGGUCUACUGGGCCCCUCAGCGGCCUCCAUGGUGGGCUCGUCCCCCAACUCUCUCCUGAACGCCCUCAACAGCUCCAUCAGCCCCCUCCAGACCCCCAACUCCACAGCCUCCAGCCCCACUCUCUGGUCCAGCUCACUCACCAGCCCCUCCAGCAACACAGAUAUAUAUUUGUGUCGUGCCACAGGUUUCCCGUCCCCUCUCCUCAUCCACCCGGCCACUCAGGCCACCCUGACCUCCAUCCUGCUGUCGGGGGUCCAGGGCUUCACCCACAGCACCCCCUCCCCCCCACCCGGCCUGCCGCCCAGAGACCCAUCAGGCAGCGAGGGGCCCGACUGCAGCAAGGCCAUGGCACCACUCAAUGGACAUGUAAAGCAUUCCAGCUCUGUUUACAGCAGGAUGUCGGCGGCGGCGGCGCUGGCUGAUAAGGUACUGAGUGCCAGUCACAACGAGUCGGUACCAGAACCCGGUUCCCACUGCUCCUCAGAGACACUACAGGCCAAACCCAGCCCUAACCAAGGUUCUAAUGAUGCGUUCGUGGAGGUGGGGAUGCCUCGGAGCCCCUCCCACUCGGGCAGCAGCAGCGAGCUGAAGCAGAUGCUCGCCUCCUGCCAGAGCAGCUUGGGGAAGAGGCAGGCCCUGGAGCUGCUACAGGGCACCAAGAACUCACACUUACACUCUGACUGCCUCCUGUCCGACUCGGACUCCAGUGCGUCUGAGGGUCCCGUGGCAGAUAAGCGGGCACCGGGCAGCGAGCGGGCAGCCGAGAGGGCUGCGCAGCAGCAGUACUCAGAGCGCAUCAGUCUGUCACCACAGACGUCCUUCGACAGCAUGCAGGCAUUCGACUAUGAACAGAAAAAGUUACUUGCGACCAAAGCCAUGUUGAAAAAGCCAGUGGUGACUGAGGUACGAACCCCCACCAACACCUGGAGUGGCCUGGGCUUCUCCAAGUCUAUGCCAGCUGAGACCAUCAAGGAGCUUCGCAGGGCCAACCACGUGUCCUACAAGCCCACCAUGUGCACCACGUAUGAGGGAUCGCCUCUGUCGCUGUCCCGUUCCAACAGCCGAGAGGGCGUGGGAAACGGCAGCGAGUCGGACAACUGGCGGGAGCGCAACGGGGUUAUGGGCGGGCUCCUGUCACACAGCGAGCUCACAGCAGCCCUCAGUCCGAAGAGGAAGCAGAAUAAAACAGCGGAGCACUACCUGAGCAGCAGCAACUACAUGGACUGCAUCUCCUCUGUGACGGGCAGCAACGGCUGCAGCCUCAACUCCUCCUUCAAAGGCUCGGACCUCCCCGAGCUCUUCAGCACGCUAGGCCUGGGCAAAUACACCGACAUCUUCCAACAGCAGGAGAUUGAUCUGCAGACGUUUCUCACUCUGACAGACCAUGACCUUAAGGAGCUGGGCAUCAGUACCUUCGGAGCCCGGAGAAAAAUGCUGCUCGCUAUUUCAGAGUUGAACAAGAACCGGAGGAAGCUGUUCGAGCCGCCCAUCCGCUCAUCCUUCCUAGAGGGAGGGGCCAGCGGCCGCCUGCCACGCCAGUUCCACUCGGACAUUGCCAGCGUUAGCGGACGGUGGUAGGGGUCAACCCCUAGGGGUCACGGAUGAAACUGAAGAUGACUGAACCCUCGGAUCAAACCGUCCCCAUCAUCCAACAUCUCCUCCAAUGUGUGAAGCCAUCCCAUCCCAGCCCUCUCUUAAAGCCAUGUCCUCUAUGACCCCCCCCCCCCCAAGUGAAG